Nicotiana attenuata is the source of this 1744-nucleotide messenger RNA. RefSeq names its product O-acyltransferase WSD1-like. Gene Ontology annotation, cellular component: plasma membrane. Gene Ontology annotation, biological process: triglyceride biosynthetic process. Gene Ontology annotation, molecular function: long-chain-alcohol O-fatty-acyltransferase activity; diacylglycerol O-acyltransferase activity. The coding region runs from base 89 to 1531 and encodes 480 amino acids. The transcript has 5 exons. The record is from RefSeq and is a predicted model, not a curated record. NCBI's taxonomy places the organism in Eukaryota, Viridiplantae, Streptophyta, Magnoliopsida, Solanales, Solanaceae.
ACAUGAUUUUACAUACCAAAUGCUAAACUAAGUGUUACAGAGUAGUACUCUUAUUGACUUAUAAGAUAGUGAGGAAUUAACCAAGAAAAUGGACAUAGCAUUGGAAGAAGAAGUAUUUGAGCCAGCAAGUCCAAGCUCACAAUAUUUAAACAGCUCCAACUUAUCACUCUGUGUUAUUGCUGUCUUGGAAUCAAAAAUUCCAAUUGAAUAUGAAGAGUCACUGCCCUUAAAUUUACUCAAGGAUGUCUUUGUACCUAUAAAUCCACGAUUUUCCUCAAUCAUGGUAACAGGAAAGAAAGGAACAAGGAAAUGGAAGCGAGUGGAAGUGAACUACGAAGACCAUAUUAGAACACCUAUAUUUCCUAGUGAACAAACACUCGAUUUCUAUAAUGAGUGUUUCUCCAACUAUAUAUCAAACUUAGCCACGGAACAAUUCCCACAAAAUAGACCACUUUGGGAAAUUCACAUAUUCAAAUACCCAACAAAAGAUGCAGCUGGAAGUGUAAUUUUCAAACUUCAUCAUUCUCUUGGAGAUGGUUAUUCUUUAAUGGGAGCUCUUCUUUCUUGUUUACAAAGAGUUGAUAAUCCUUCACUUCCUUUAACAUUUCCUUCACGUCAAAGAACAACUUUGAGUUCGAAAGAUAAAGCUUUUAGUGUUUUAAAAGUUGUGCCUAGAUUUUUCAAGGGGGUUGUGAAUACAGUGUAUGAUUUUGGAGAGAGUAUUUUGAAGAGUACUUUGGUUGAAGAUGAUCGGACGGCAAUACGAUCUGGUGAUGAAGGAGUAGAGUUUCGUCCGAUUGUUGUUACUACCAAAACAUUUUCGCUUGAUUGCCUUAAACAAAUCAAGGCCAGUUUGAACGUGACAAUAAACGAUGUGAUAACAGGGAUAGUGGAAUACGGUACGAGAUUAUACAUGCAAGAAGUAAACAAGGAAUCAUGCAAUGGAAAAUGUACUGCCCUCGUUUUAUUCAACACUAGAGCUCUUGGAGGUUACAAGUCAGUGAAUGACAUGAUCAAGCCUAAUUCUGAUAUGCCUUGGGGAAAUCACUUCACUUUCCUUCCUGUCUCUUUACCUACGCUAACUAAUUUGGCUAAACGUGAUGAUCGGUCCUCUAUUAAUCCUCUUGCCUUUGUUCAAAAAGCUCAUCGAAUGAUCGACAGGAAAAGAAAUUCUGCUUCUGUUUGGCUUACUAGUAAAUUGCUUCAUUUCUUGAGAAAGCUUAGAGGUCCUGAGGCAACAGCUCGAUUUAUUCAUGGAACGUUGAAGAAUACAAGCAUGGCACUGACAAAUCUAAUAGGGCCAGUGGAAGAGAUGGCUUUGGCUAAUCAUCCUGUAAAAGGACUAUAUUUUAUUGUGACUGGUGCUCCACAGAGUUGUUCAGUGACAAUAGUGAGUUAUGUGGAUAAGCUUAGAAUAGCAAUGGUAGUGGAGAAAGGUUUUAUAGAUCCAAACAAGUUGAAAUCCUGCAUUGACUACGCUUUUGAUACCAUUUUCAAGGCCGCAGUCAAAUCUUCUCCAGUGGCAACAUAGGAGCAACGUCACAAGCUUGUACAAGUUUUUUUCCCUCCUUUUUCUAUUCACACAUUCUACUUGUUUUCAAGUUGUUCAAUGUAACUCCAUAUAUCACCCCAACCAGCUUAAAUAUGUCCGGGUUAUUAUAAAAUGGAUCUUCUUUGUCAUCACUAUGUAUUCCUAAAACCUUGCUGAGAUAAUCUACUCCAUCGCAACUAAAUAUUGUUCUUA